GGGUCGAACGUGUUUAAAAAGCCGCCAAUCGUACGUCAAUCAUCACAUCAUUCUCUUCGAUUAACUACUCUACUCACAACUCAUCAUGGAUCAUCUGCGCUAAUUUCUGCUGUUCAUCUUCUCAAUUUCUCUAAUUUCUGAUCGGUUUUUCAUCGUCAUCUUCAGAUCUUCACAUUACAGCAGGUUCUUGGCAGAGGUGAAAGCAACCACAUAAACGAAAACAAUUCCUGCAGUAUUGUUGUUGCUGGAAAAGAUGCAGAAUCAUGAUGAGAUCCCUGUGGAAUCUGAAUCAGAGUCCACCGCAUUCAACAUAGAUUAUGAAGCUGAUGAUGAUUGGUCCAAUUACAAGGAUAGUGAUGUUAUGCAACAACAGUCUGCAAUUUUUGAACAAGAUGCAGCUAGGUUUCCGUUUGUUGGUGAUAAGUAUCCUUUUGGAAGUCGUUAUCAGGAACCUCUUUCUUCAUUAGAAGCUGAGUAUAAGUCUGGAAGCCCUAUUUUACUGGAGAAAAUAAAGGUGCUGAGUGAAAAAUAUGCCGCCAUUAGACGAACGCGUGGAGAUGGGAACUGUUUCUUCCGGAGUUUUAUGUUCUCUUAUCUCGAACAUAUUCUUGAAUCGCAAGACCAAGCAGAGGUCGAGCACGUUAAAGCAAAUGUGGAAAAAUGCAGAAAGACCCUUCAGGAUUUAGGUUAUGCUGACUUCACAUUUGAAGAUUUUUUCUCAUUGUUUAUCGAGCAGCUGGAUAGUGUUCUUCAAGGGAAUGAGCUUUCUAUAAGUCAUGAUGAACUCGUAUCAAGAAGUCGCGAUCAGUGUGUAUCUGAUUAUGUUGUGAUGUUUUUUAGAUUCGUCACCUCUGGAGAAAUCAAGAAACGCUCGGAAUUCUUCGAACCUUUCAUACUUGGCUUGUCAAAUACAACCGUAGAGCAGUUUUGCAAGACGUCAGUGGAGCCCAUGGGCGAAGAAAGUGACCAUGUGCACAUCACAGCAUUGUGUGAUGCAUUGGGUGUACCCAUUCGUGUUGUAUAUCUAGACCGUAGCUCAUGUGAAAAGGAGGGCGGUGUGAGUGUGAACCAUCAUGAUUUUGUUCCCACACCCGCAGAUGGUGCAAACGCUAGUACUAGUGAGACUGGGUCUGAACCAAACCCGUUCAUUGUCUUGUUAUACCGACCUGGUCACUAUGACAUACUCUACAAAAAGUGAAAACAUCGUGUGUGCUCUGGUAUCGAUUGUGAAGAUGGGUGCAAAUUGCAAUGCUCGAACAGAGUGGUUUCAAAAACUUUUAACAUGUUUCUCCAAUUUGUACUUGAAUAUGAAAUCUUUAACAUUUUGAUCGGAUUAUACCAGUACUAUUGCCUUUUAGACUCGAUAAUGGUUGGUUUCUAUUGUUGA
Molecule: messenger RNA, 1387 nt
Organism: Helianthus annuus (common sunflower)
Lineage: Eukaryota; Viridiplantae; Streptophyta; Magnoliopsida; Asterales; Asteraceae
Product: OVARIAN TUMOR DOMAIN-containing deubiquitinating enzyme 1
Exons: 11
Coding region: 254-1198 (314 amino acids)
Biological process (GO): protein K48-linked deubiquitination
Cellular component (GO): nucleus
Molecular function (GO): cysteine-type deubiquitinase activity; ubiquitin binding
Source: RefSeq, a predicted model, not a curated record